AUGACCUACGAUACCACUAUUGCUACCGAGGCCGGUCUUUUCGUAUGCGGUGAUGAACGAGGCGGUCGUGCCGUGGAACUCUUGCCAGAACGGGUCCGGCCAUUUGCACCCUCUGGCUGGACACUCUGCCAGGGUCAACAAGGCCUCCAAGUACGGCGAGAUGUGCGAUGUGGACGUUUCGUAUCCUCAGUACUUGAACUUCUUCUGGAAGCACAACACCAAUAA
Penicillium atrosanguineum is the source of this 225-nucleotide messenger RNA. RefSeq lists its product as uncharacterized. Lineage: Eukaryota; Fungi; Ascomycota; Eurotiomycetes; Eurotiales; Aspergillaceae. The record is from RefSeq and is a predicted model, not a curated record. The coding region runs from base 1 to 225 and encodes 74 amino acids. The transcript has a single exon.